Messenger RNA from Melopsittacus undulatus (budgerigar), 2709 nucleotides. It is a transcript of the gene HAS3, whose product is annotated as hyaluronan synthase 3. The record is from RefSeq and is a predicted model, not a curated record. The coding region runs from base 36 to 1682 and encodes 548 amino acids. Gene Ontology annotation, cellular component: plasma membrane. The transcript is spliced from 4 exons. Gene Ontology annotation, molecular function: hyaluronan synthase activity. Lineage: Eukaryota; Metazoa; Chordata; Aves; Psittaciformes; Psittaculidae. Gene Ontology annotation, biological process: hyaluronan biosynthetic process; extracellular matrix assembly.
CGGCCGGGGUGAGCGGCACCACCGGCACCAGCACGAUGCCAGUGAGCCUCUCCACAGCCCUGCGCGUUAUUGGGACCAGUCUCUUUGCCUUGGCGGUGCUGGGGGGCAUCCUCGCUGCCUACGUCACAGGCUACCAGUUCAUCCACACGGAGAAGCACUACCUCUCCUUCGGGCUCUACGGGGCCAUCCUGGGGCUGCACCUCUUCAUCCAGAGCCUCUUUGCCUUCCUGGAGCACCGGCGCAUGCGGGACGAGGGGCGGCCGGUGCGGCUGGGGCGCUCCGUGGCCCUCUGCAUCGCUGCCUACCAGGAGGAUCCCGACUACCUGAAGAAGUGCCUGCUCUCCGUCAAGCGCAUUGCCUUCCCCGACCUCAAAGUGGUGAUGGUUGUGGAUGGGAACGGCCCUGACGACACCUACAUGCUGGACAUCUUCCAUGAUGUGAUGGGCUCCGAGCACUCAGGCAGCUACAUCUGGAGGAGUAACUUCCAUGCAUGGGGAGAGGGAGAGACCGAGGCCGGGCUGCGGGAAGGGCUGGCCCAUGUCCAGGCGCUGGUGCGCGGCACCACCUACUCCUGCAUACUCCAGAAGUGGGGUGGGAAGCGGGAGGUGAUGUACACGGCAUUCCGGGCGCUCGGAGACUCCGUGGACUAUAUCCAGGUGUGUGACUCAGACACGGUGCUGGAUCCUGCCUGCACCGCAGAGAUGCUCCGGAUCCUGGAGGCCGACCCUCGCGUCGGGGGUGUCGGAGGCGAUGUGCAGAUCCUCAACAAGUACGACUCGUGGAUCUCCUUCCUGAGCAGUGUGCGGUACUGGAUGGCCUUCAACGUGGAGCGCGCCUGUCAGUCCUACUUCGGCUGUGUGCAGUGCAUCAGUGGGCCCCUGGGCAUGUACCGCAAUGCCCUGCUGCAGCAGUUCCUGGAGGACUGGUACCACCAGACCUUCCUGGGCAGUAAAUGCAGCUUCGGGGACGACCGGCACCUCACCAACCGCGUGCUCAGCCUGGGCUACCAGACCAAGUACACGGCUCGCUCCAAGUGCCUGACAGAGACUCCCACCCGCUACCUGCGCUGGCUCAACCAGCAGACCCGCUGGAGCAAGUCCUACUUCCGAGAGUGGCUUUACAAUGCCCUGUGGUUCCAUAAGCAUCACCUGUGGAUGACCUAUGAGUCUGUGGUGACCGGCUUCUUCCCCUUCUUCCUCAUUGCCACUGUCAUCCAGCUGUUCUAUCGCGGCCGCAUCUGGAACAUCCUCCUCUUCCUGCUCACAGUGCAGCUCGUGGGCAUCAUCAAAGCCACCUACGCUUGUUUCCUGCGGGGCAAUGCUGAGAUGAUCUUCAUGUCCCUGUAUGCCCUUCUCUACAUGUCCAGCCUGUUACCUGCCAAGAUAUUUGCCAUUGCCACCAUCAAGAAGUCCGGCUGGGGCACAUCGGGGCGCCGGACCAUCGUGGUUAACUUCGUGGGGCUGCUGCCGGUGUCGGUGUGGGUGGCAGUGCUGCUGGGCGGGCUGGCUUACACUGCCUACAGCCAGGACCUGUUCAGUGACACCGAGGUGGCAUUCCUGGUCUCAGGUGCCAUCCUCUAUGCCUGUUACUGGGUGGGUCUGUUCGCCCUGUACAUGGCCAUCGUUGCCCGGCGCUGCAGCAAGCGGCAGGAGCAGUGCGGGUUGGCCUUUGCUGAGGUCUGACUAUGGCAGGGGCUCUGUGCCAGGGUGACCAUGUCUGGUCCCUCCUUGCCCAGCACAGUGGGUGCUGAGCUGUUGGUGCUGGGCCGCGCUGACCGAACCCGCUGCUGUUUCUGAUCGAGUUUUGCUGUUUCUUCUAUCAUUGUUUUGGGUUUUUUCAUAUAUAUUGAUUUUUCUGUACAAAAGCUGGCUGCUGAAUGGGGAGAGGCCAAGCUGGUGCUGCUGGCACCAUGCUGGGCACAGCCUCGGUGCUGCGGGGGUGACAGAGGUGUCCCCCCACCAGUGCCAUACUGGUGUGCUAUGUGGAGUGCUGCUGGCCAGGCUCCCCCAGCCCCUGUGCCCUACACCCUUCGGUGCUUUCUAUGGGGAUUUCAUGGUCCAACCACCACGGUGCUAUGGCAAAAAGGUCCCACGUGGCACCAUGUGCCAGCACCACUGGCUGGUGCUGCCUCUGCCCCACGGCUGUUUUAUGUGUGGGCACAUACCCAGGGGAGCCCUCAUGGCUCCUUCCAGCCCCUUUUGGGGGUCUGGCUGCCCCAGGAGGGCAGCACCUCCUUCUAGCUUUGCCAAAGAGCCAAGGGGGGAUCCCAGCACAUGGAAAUCGGGGGCUGUGGCUUGGCCAGUGUCACUGCAGCCCCAUCAUACCAACCCUGCUGCCUUCCUGGCACCUUGUCUAGACAGUGGGGAGACGCUGGGUUUUGGGCUUUGGCAUGCAGAGGAGGGUGGGGAAGAGCAGGUUCCCAACCUCUCCCCUUCCUGGGGAAUUCACCUGGUCCUCUCCCAUGAGCCCUCUUUUUUUUCAGGGCUUCAAAACCUUUGUACAACUGAGCUUUUAGAUGGUUUUGUUUAAUUUAAUACAAGGUUUUCUAGGAGACUUUUGUAGCUCUUUGGUAUUCAGACUUGCUGCGAAUUGUUUGUAAAUCUAUUUAUUUUUGAACCCGUGGUUAUUAUUUUUUUCUUUCAUAUUUUGGAAAAAAUCUGUUUUUAUAUCCUGAUGGAUUUGUGAAAAUAAAGACUUGCACCGAGGAAA